CGCAAAUAAGAGUAAAUGCCCAUUCAGAGAGCAACACACACACACAAGCUAUAGCAAGAGAGCAGGGACGAGACAAAAAGUAGGCUAUUUGCCGUUUUCAUGGUAUUGAUGUCCCUUUUACCAUAGCCUAUCACUUUGUGUAACACAAAUUAAUCAGAAUCAACUUAAUUCGACAAGUACAUUUGCACAUACUCAUGAUGUUACUUGGUGAUACGGUGCUGCUAGUGAUAGACAACAUUUAGAGACAUGAUACAGACAGCGGGGUUUUAACAAAGUAUACAUAUGUAAUUAGCGGUGGUGCGCGCUAAAAGCCUUUCAAUCGGUGACGUCGCUUGCUCUGAGACCUUGAAGUAGUGGUUCCCCUUGCCCUGCAAGGGCUGCGGCUUUUGUGGAGCGAUGGGUAACGAUGCUUCGUGGGUGACUGUUGUUGAUGUGUGCAGAGGGUCCCUGGUUCGCGCCCGGGUAGGGGCGAGGGGACGGACUAAAGUUAUACUGUUACAUUGAUGCUGUUGACCUGGAUUGCUGGUUGCUGCAGAAAAGGAGGAGGUCGAAAGGGGGGUGAGUGUAACCGAUGUGAAAUGGCUAUCUAGUUAGCGGUGGUGCGCGCUAAUAGCCUUUCAAUCGGUGAUGUCACUUGCUCUGAGACCUUGAAGUAGUGGUUCCCCUUGCUCUGCAAGGGCCGCGGCUUUUGUGGAGCGAUGGGUAACGAUGCUUCGUAGGUGACUGUUGUUGAUGUGUGCAGAGGGUCCCUGGGUCGGGGCGAGGGACGGACGUAAAGUUAAACUGUUACACAUAAACUGUUACACAUACAAUGAACAGAGUGAACUUUGCCUACUUCUUUUCGUUGGGCUACACACGCUAUUGGUCCUAUAGUACUGCAACAUGUACACAAAUGUAGGCUUAGCUGAAAUACAGCCAUAUACACAACUGUCAUUUUGCACACUGCGCGGUAAAGCACGGCUAUCAAUAAGCCUGUGGCCUCAAGUCUCAUAUCUGUGCCAUAUGCACGACUAGAUACGAUUUCAGAGCAUCUUUGUGAUGUUGUCACUUGAUUUCCAAAAUUAUUGAAACCGUGGCGAGGAGGUGUACUGUGCAACCACCGUUGGUUUCCUAAAUAAAUUGUGUAGAGUCCUCUAUUGUAUGGAGUCAAAUCGUCCAAAAGUCGAAUGCGCACAAGAUGGAAAGCGCGAAAAGAUCAAACAUUAUUGCGCAAGCAAACACUUGCGUCACUGCUCUCUAACCUGAUUUUUGAUGAUAGAUGGCUGACAAUAGGGAGGUAAGUUUGAUCGUUUUUCAUUAGAGAAACCAACCAACUAUCUACAUAAUCAACUAUGAUUUCAAUAUUGACAUUUAAGUUGGUAGUUAUUUGGUCUUCUGUUAUUAUAGCAGGCUAUUAUUGAGCCAAGCUAGGUUAAUGUCAGCUAGCUAGGAAAUUAACUAGUUAAUAUUAGCUAACUACCUAGCUAGCUAACGUCUAACCCUGUGGUUUAACCAAAAGUGUUUCAUUUUCUAUGGUCAUGUGGUGGUCCGUAGCAAGCUAUUUGCUUUAGUUUUCGAGAUGAUCGAUCUUUAUUGUCCCGAGGGAGGAGCUGUUUUUUAUGUAUUGUGUAUAUUUAUUCUGAACACAUUUCCGUUUGUUGUCAAUGUCAAUUCUUGAUUUUUUUUCUUCAAAAUACUUACUUAUGUGCCCUAACUGGACAGGCAAAUGCCGCUGAGUACUACACUGUAAACCAAUCAAAACUUGUGUACUAUCCAUGUUACUCUCUCUGCUGAUCAACGUAGUAGACAGCUGGUGAUGACAGUUCGAGAGAGAGGUGUCCUUCCAACAAACUGCUAUGAGGACAAUGACCCAACACACCUCCAGGCUGUGUAAGGGCUAUUUGACCAAGAAGGAGAGGGAUGGAGUGCUGCAUCAGAUGACCUGGCCUCCACAAUCACCCGACCUCAAACCAAUUGAGAUGUUUGGAUAAGUUGGACCGCAGAAUGAAGGAAAAGCAGCCAACAAGUGCUCAGCAUAUGUGGGAACUCCUUCAAGACUGUUGGAAAAGCAUUCCAGGUGAAGCUGGUUGAGAGAAUGCCAAGAGUGUGCAAAGCUGUCAUCAAGGUCCAUUUAUAGGGAAAACGUUGGAAGCAAGUGAGUGCUUACUUUUUUUUAUGGGUGCUUUUUGUAGUCUAUCCAAGUCCUGCCUUGUUAUCUCUGAUCUUUAUUAUAGCAGAUUCAGCCAAUCCCCUUACUGUCUUUAAGCUGAUAUCAAAAACAAAUGGCAAUCAAGAAAGUAAAGUGAACACAAUAUAUAGUUCCAGGAGCGGAAAGAUGACAUACAAUGAAUACAAUUCAAACAGCUGUCAAGAGUUUGCAGAAUAAGUUUGCAGGAUCCUCUAAUUGUACUACUGAUUGUUUUAAACCAGGUUUGCACUAAUGAUGGAAGAUGAAAAGCAUAUACAGGUGGUUGCAGUAGCAGCAUCCGAGAAGCCCGCUCCAGCCAUGCCCCACGCAACAACAGUGGCGGAAUUCGGAGUCGUGGACGCGCUGGUGUGCUCAGCCCCCUACCACUCCGCUGCAUCCCAUCUGUCUGCUUGUUGUCAUGGAGGAGCCAAGAUGGCGUUCCUGGCCUAUAGCCUAGGCAAACGGGAAAUAAAUCAGUAUUUUAGCAUUAAAAAUGCUAAAUUAUUAUCCGUUGCUGCCGUCAUUCUACUCACCUUGUUUCACACCGUUUCUCGGUAUUAUGGAGGCGGAGACACGUGUGAGUGGCUGCUGUCCAGUGGGCGGUACCUAGGAGAGACUGUAUGGCAGCCCUAUGGCUGUAUGAUGCACAAAUACAAAAAUACUGAAGCAAAGACUUGCCUUGCUGAGAAAAGGGUGGCCUUCGUUGGUGAUUCUAGAAUACGGCAGCUAUUCUAUUCAUACAUCCAAAUAAUCGAUCCUGCACAAAGAGCAGAUGGAAGAAAGCACGAGAACAUUCUCUUUGAAGACAGGAGCGCUUCAGUCAAUGUGGACUUCCUGUGGUAUGCAGAAGUGAAUAACUCUCUGAAGGAGCGCUUGAUAUCAUGGAGAAAGGAUCCUUCUAUAAAACCAGAUGUUGUCAUCAUCGGAGCUGCCACUUGGUCCAUCAAGUUGCAUGGGGGCAGCAGCGAGGCGCUGCAGCAGUACAGGGCCAACCUCACAGCCAUCUCCUUGCCUCUGGAACAGCUGGCUGAGGAUGGGGAGGUCUACUGGGUCUUACAGGACCCUGUCCAUGAGGAGGGUCUGAGUGACAACAGGAAGAUGAUCACUAACGAGCAGCUGGAGCUAUACAACAAGGUGGUGCUCAGCACUCUGAACAGCAACAAGAAGAACUCCAAGGCCAGAGUCAGGUUCCUGGGCGCCUCGCGCCAGGCUGCUAUGGAAACCAUCACCCAAUCAGCUGACGGCCUGCACCUUCCCGAGAGCACCCGGAACGUGGCUGCCAUGGUGCUGAUGAACGCUGUGUGCAACAAGGUCCUGCGGCCCAUUGACGGCUCCUGCUGCCAGUCCAUGCCGGCCCCCAGCCUCCUCCAGAAACUGAUGGCCUGCGUCUUCCUGGGCUCAGCCCUGGUCUUCCUGGUGCUCCAUGCUCUGGGCCACAACAGGCGCUGGAAGUCCCGGCCCACGCCCCCCGACGUGGAGAGCGGCGAAGAGAAAAAGCCGGCCGCGGCAGCGUCUCCGCUCAACCACAAGGCUCUGUUCCAGGCCCUGUGUAAGAUGGGCCUCAUCAUGGUCUACUUUUACCUGUGUGACCGGGCCGACGUCUUUAUGAAGGAGCAGAAGUUCUACACCCACUCCACCUUCUUCAUCCCCCUCAUCUAUAUGUUUGUCCUGGGGAUCUUCUACAGCGAGAACAGCAAGGAGACCAAGCUGCUGAACAGAGAGCAGACUGACGAGUGGAAGGGCUGGAUGCAGCUGGUCAUCCUCAUUUACCACAUAUCUGGAGCCAGCGUUUUCAUUCCUGUGUACAUGCAUGUCCGUGUCCUGGUGGCAGCCUACCUCUUCCAGACAGGAUACGGACACUUCUCCUUCUUCUGGCUCAAAGGGGACUUUGGAUUAUACAGAGUGUGCCAGGUCCUGUUCCGUCUCAACUUCCUGGUGGUGGUGCUGUGUCUAGUGAUGGACCGGCCGUACCAGUUCUACUACUUUGUGCCCCUGGUCACCUUCUGGUUCGUCGUCAUCUACGCCACCAUGGCCAUGUGGCCCCAGAUACUGCAGAAGAAAGCCAACGGUAGUGGGAUGUGGCACGUUGGGAUUCUCGUGAAGCUGCUUGGGCUACUCCUGUUCAUCUGCUUCUUUGCUUAUUCACAGGGGUUAUUUGAGAACGUUUUCUCAGUAUGGCCCAUCUCCAAGCUCUUUGAGCUGAAUGGAAGCAUUCAUGAGUGGUGGUUUAGGUGGAAGCUGGAUCGAUUUGCCAUUAUCCACGGCAUGCUGUUUGCCUUUGUCUACCUGGUACUACAGAAGUGCCAGGGUCUCUCCGAGGAGAAAGGGGAGCCUCUCUUCUCCACCAGGAUCUCCAACAUUCUACUCCUCAUCUCUGUGUUCUCAUUCAUGACCUACUCCAUAUGGGCCAGCAGCUGUAAAAACAAGACAGAGUGCAACGAGUUGCAUCCCUACAUCUCAGGACUCCAGAUCCUAGCCUUCAUCUUAAUCAGGAACAUUCCCGGUUACUCCCGCUCUUUAUACAGCUCAUUCUUCGCAUGGUUCGGGAAGAUCUCCUUAGAGCUGUUCAUCUGCCAGUACCACAUCUGGCUGGCGGCGGACACCAAGGGCAUCCUGGUGCUGAUCCCAGGCAACCCCUCGCUCAACAUCAUCAUCAGCACCUUCAUCUUUGUGUGCGUGGCCCACGAGAUCUCCGUGAUCACCAACGACCUGGCCCAGGUGGUCAUCCCCAAGGACGGGGGCGCCCUGCUCAGGAGGUUGCUGGCCGCCGGGGUCUUCACCCUGAGCCUACUGCUGGUGUCCAGGAGCGCUGAAGGGAACCAGGAAGGAGGCCACUGAGGGGGGGGGGGGUCUGGUACCACAGUGGGGGAGAGGUAGAUUGAUUUCUAGACUGAGACUGACUGACUUGUUAGUCUUCCAUGCCACCAGGGUCGUAUUCAUUUGGCACCAAGCGGAAUAAAAGGGUCUGAAAGUUUGAGGGACGCCCUGUUUCAUUCCAUACGUCGUGCCUCAAUGAAUACGUCGGGUGAACAGAAAGGUCAAGUUGAGGACAAGGAUAUAUCUCGGCUGUCUGUCUCUUGACUGCUCUGAGUACUGGGGUGAAAUCGAUACAUUGAAGAGGACGAAGUCCCAACGUGGGCCCACACCCCACAGACCAGCACGGAAUAAGGUUCUGACUCCUUUACUAUAGACGUUUACAAUAGAAGAAGGUUGAGGCGGGGGUCAGGGGUGGUGGUGGGUUCAAUGAUGUGUGGAUUUUAAACUAGCUUAAAGGUUCUCAUGCUUGCUGUGUGGUCCGUGCUGCAUUUUCCCCACCCUUCUGAGCCAAACCAUUCCCACCGCCCUGUUCUCUCUUUCGCUCCAUUCCUCUAGGUUAAUCACACUCACAGCUGUUGGUCUAAAGCAGCUCAAUCUGGGAUGGACUUUUCACUGAAAGCCGCGCGAGCGCUCGCUCUCUCGCGCUCUUUCUCUCUGAUGGUGGUAACAGUGAAGAGUGGGUAGAAAAACAGCGGAUUUGUUGUGCUUCCCAAAUGGCACCCUAUUCCCUACACUACUAGUGUGGCAUUUAGGAUGGAAAGAAACUUGCUGAGAGGGUCAUGGUCACCUAGCUCUGAAAUCUGUUUUAUGUACAGUAUUAAAUUAUUUAAAUUAAGCUUAUAUUUUACAGGGUUUUAGUUUUUCAUUUUAAUAUUCAGAGCCCAUGACUACUUUUUGUGAAUUAAGUUUUGCAUGGGUAUUUUUAGUUUUUAUCACCACCUGAAAGACCAGCCAGGCCAGACAGAAGAUGCACUUAUGAAUUUUUAUCGCAGAAUGUUGUUGCAUUCUGGGUCUGACACAACCACUUGUCUGUUUGCGUGUGCGUAGUUUGUUGUUUCACCAACUUAUCCUGGUAUGUUGUAUGGAGAGGUGUAGGAUGUUCUUUCUGUUUUGCUCGUUAGUCCUUCUCUUAAACCAGGCUUCUCAGAGCUACAAUAGAACAGGCACUGCUUUGUACAUACAGAUAACUGACAAAAUAAAGGAAACACUUGAGUUAGUGAGGGACAGCGUUUUCCAUCAACAAAACACCAAAUUAUGGAAUUGCUCGUGGAAGAAUAGUGUCACGUCACUCCAAUAGAGGUCCAGACACUUGUAGAAUCUAUGCCAAGGUGCAUUGAAGCUGUUCUGGUGGCUCAUUGUGGCCCAACACCCUAUUAAAACACUACGUUGGUGUUUCCUUUAUUUUUGUCAGUUACCUGCAUCUACUGUACCAUGGUAGAACUUCUGACAAAGCCUACUUUCAUGUGCAUCAGUAGCUACCACUGUAGCCAGGCCACUGCUAAUGGAUGAGUGAACAGAUGGAUGAAUUCUGCACCUGACUGAAUGCCUUUAACUCGCUACUGUUUUCUCUUGUCAGUUGCCAUACGGCAUCAGUGCCACGUUUGCAUUGAAAUCUGACGCGUCGUGAUCCUUCAUGAGGUAUUUAAAAGAAGUUGAGUGAAUGGAAAGUGUUGGUGUAGAAUAAAAAGCAGUACUUCAUGUUGAGCCUGUCAUGUACCUACAGAUGGACAAUAUACACCAACAGUAAAGCCUUCUUUCAGACAACACAUCUUUGCGUGUAUUUCCAAAUUCUGCUAUGUUAGCUAAGUUUAUACACAGGAAUGUUAGGUUUCUUUGAAACCUUGGAGGUACUGUAGCCUAAACACAACAGCCCAAAUUGUACAGAUUUAAGGAAACAAUGAAUCGCUUCAUAUCCAGUUGUUGAAUCGUUUUGAUACAAUUUUGAGCCAUUGGUUAUAGUGGCCAUUAUUCGACACCCCUUAAAUGUGUAAAUCAACUGCUUAAAGCUUGAUGUUAAGGCAACGCUGCAAAUAUUGUAAGUGUACAUUAAGACUGCAAAUUAGUGAAUUUUAUCUGUAAAUGUUCUGUGCCAUGGAAGGUUAAUGGACUUGGGUUGUACACUGUUGAUUUCCUUUAGGUUCAUCUAGCUUCUCAAUCAAAUUAAAUCAAUACCAUAGAUUGGUCUGACGGGUCUUGGCACUAGGGGUUAUUCAGAAGACUAUUGUGCAUCCCAAAGGGCACCCUAUUUCCUAUGUAAUACACUACUUUUGAUCAGGGUCUAUAGGGGCAUACGCUAUGUCACCUAUUUGCUUGUAAACUCAAAACAUGACUCAUUUUGAUGAAUUGAUGAAGGAUGUUGGUAAAAGGAUCUGACUAAAUGUAUGGCAAUUAUACAGAGUUAUGUUCAGUGUCAACCUGUUUUUCCACCUGAGAAACAUUUAGAUACACAUUUUUUUUUUUCUAUUUUGAUUUACAGUAUUUUGAUUUUCUGUAUGUUAUUCACUAUUGGAGAUGCAUCUUUUUUAAUUGGUUUUGGUUCAAAUUGAAAGAAGCAACAACUGGGUUUACAAUUUUAUUAAUUUGUGACAUCUUAAUGUGAGUUGUACCCAUUUUAUUUAUAGAUACUUUUUAUUUGUAUUCUACAUUGUCAAUAAUACAAACCUUCCUAGAAA
Messenger RNA from Salvelinus fontinalis (brook trout), 7656 nucleotides. RefSeq names its product N-acetylneuraminate 9-O-acetyltransferase-like. Bases 2420 to 5005 code for a protein of 861 amino acids. Lineage: Eukaryota; Metazoa; Chordata; Actinopteri; Salmoniformes; Salmonidae. Gene Ontology annotation, cellular component: Golgi membrane. The record is from RefSeq and is a predicted model, not a curated record. Gene Ontology annotation, molecular function: N-acetylneuraminate 9-O-acetyltransferase activity. The transcript has 21 exons.